AUGACUUGUACGCGUGAAUCGGAUAACCAUGACGAUGGCAGACAAGCAAAACGGCCCCGGUUGCAAACAGGUCGAGGGCGUGCUUCAAAUUCAGGCCGAGGGCGUGGCCGGCGUGUCCGAGUUCCAACCGAUCCUCCGCCAGCAGAAAAUCAAGGAGAGCAUACAAUUCCUAUACAGGCACAAAGUAAUGAUACCGGCAACACCCCAGCACUAGCUAUGCCGGAACCUAUAUCUGUAGACUUAACGCGCUACAAAACUUGGAGAGGAGCGGGAAGUCCACACGACAACAUUUGUUUUGAAUGCUAUCAGCCACUUAAUCUGAUACCCUGCGACACAUGUAAAAGGUCGUACCAUGACUUCUGCAAACCAAAGGAUAGUUUCUUGCGCGAAGAUGAUGCGCAUUCAUGGUAUUGCCCUGUUUGUGUGGAUCGUGGUUGGCAUUUGGCCCCUCCUGCAAUAACACCACCAGCUUCGCCCCGUACGGGGACGCCAAAUACUACUGCAAUUAAUCUUGCGUCCCAUGCUCCAACAAGGGCAAAUAGCGAAGCAGUGCACCAUGAAGACAUGGCAAACAGAGCCCAACGAACCACUGCACCAAGGGAAUUGACUGCACCUUCUGCACCUUCUGCACCACGAAAAUCUCGAUUCAACACCCUGCCUGAGGAAGUAGACUCUGCGUUAUGGGUUGUGUAUCGUGAAUUGGAAAGUGUACCCUUGCUCCGACAGAAUAUAUCCGACCUUCAAUUCCAGCUAUCUUCUCUACGGCAAGAACUGAGUAUACGGCGGAAUGAAUUAGCUUUAACCAAAAGAGUCGUCGAAAAGGGGCGUGCUGCAGAGAUCGAGCUGCAAAAAUAUCGGGAAGAAGCUGUGAACAGACAGGCUAGUACCGAGGAUACUGAGGCUACGAGGGCAAGGAAUCGAGAACUGGAAUCAGAAUUGAAGAAUACACGAAACGAGCUGGAAUAUGCCAACAAGACACUGCAGAGCUGGAAGCAGAAAUUGUCGAAAUUGAUUGAUGAUUAA
This is a messenger RNA of Aspergillus ruber CBS 135680, 1023 nucleotides long. RefSeq lists its product as uncharacterized. Bases 1 to 1023 code for a protein of 340 amino acids. The transcript is spliced from 2 exons. The record is from RefSeq and is a predicted model, not a curated record. Lineage: Eukaryota; Fungi; Ascomycota; Eurotiomycetes; Eurotiales; Aspergillaceae.